This is a messenger RNA of Cylindrotheca closterium, 1266 nucleotides long. NCBI's taxonomy places the organism in Eukaryota, Bacillariophyta, Bacillariophyceae, Bacillariales, Bacillariaceae. The record is from the annotation of a GenBank genome assembly.
AUGGGUGAAAAGGAUAAGAAAGACAAGAAAGAAAAGAAGGACAAAAAGGAUAAGAAGGACAAGAAAGAGGACAAGGAAGAGAAGAAGGAAAAGAAAGAGAAAAAGGAGAAAAAAGAGAAGAAGGAUAAAAAGGACAAAGAUGAUGACUCUGAGGAAGACAAGGCAGCUAAAAAGGCAGCCAAGAAGGAGCGAAAGAAGAGUAUUAAUGCUGGAGAGAAACCUCCACCAGCUCUAAGCGGUGGAAAUGAUCCUCUCUCCAAAGCUGAAAGGCUAUUCCGUAAGGGAGUCUUCAAGAAGAAGGAAAAUGUCAGCGUCAAGCUGUACGAGGCUCCAGAAGCGAUCCAUCCUUCGGAAGAUGCCAGACGUUUUCAGGAUAUCACAGAUGAGGAUCUCCUGAAAUCUUGUAAGAAACUCUUCAAGAUGCUCAAUCUUGAUCCUUGGAAUGAAGCAACUAGGUACGAUGAUGAUGAUACUUGUGAUGUUCUAAUUGAUCAUCCAGAACCUUGCUCGGUCAAAUUCGAAUUUGAAGGGUUCUCGGGAUGUAUCUAUCCUCUUUCUAUGUUGUGUGCUUUGCAAGCGUCCAAGGAUGCUGCUGAAUUGGCGUAUGAGGCAUUCAAACCCUGCAUCAAGGAAACUGAUUUGUGGGUGGGAACACCCUUUCACUACGCUGCAGCCUACAAAGCACCUGCGGAAACGGUAGAGUUCCUCAUCGCCAAGGAACCUCAAGGAGUUGAAACCACAAACUACUACGGCCGAACUCCUCUCCACAUGGGAGCUUUGUUCAAGGCACCUGCUGACUCGAUGAAACUGAUUGCGGACAAAUUCCCCAAGGCAGCGCAAAUCAAGGACAAGGAAGGGUACACUCCACUCCACUUGGCCUGUGAGAACGGUGCUUCCGCGGAAGUUGUCAAGCUUCUAUUGAAGACAUUCCAAAAGGCAUGUUUCGCCAAGUCACAAUACGACAUGACACCCAUCCACUUUGCUUGUUCGCAAAAUGCCGAUCCUGCCGUCAUCAAGGCACUAUUAGUCGACGGUGAUCCAGAUACCUGCCGCAUGACAGAUAUGCUGGGCCAUACUCCGCUGCACAUGGCUCUCAUGGGAUUGGCUCCGUACGAAGUCAUUGAAUUGUUGGUGGCCAGUGCGCCGGAUACGGUUGUGGCCAAGACACAAAAGGGAGAACUUCCACUGGAAAUUGCGUUACGGAAGAGAGCACCUACUGAGGUCAUGGAACUCUUGGCAAAGACCAUUGAUAAAUUGGCUGGAUAG